Messenger RNA from Triplophysa rosa, 3571 nucleotides. It is a transcript of the gene fstb, whose product is annotated as follistatin b. The coding region runs from base 16 to 1188 and encodes 390 amino acids. Gene Ontology annotation, biological process: multicellular organism development; negative regulation of activin receptor signaling pathway; regulation of BMP signaling pathway. The transcript is spliced from 5 exons. Gene Ontology annotation, molecular function: protein binding; activin binding. NCBI's taxonomy places the organism in Eukaryota, Metazoa, Chordata, Actinopteri, Cypriniformes, Nemacheilidae. The record is from RefSeq and is a predicted model, not a curated record.
AAUGUCACCUGAUAAAUGUCGGUGGGCAAACUAUUACAAUGCUCUCCCCACCCCCCUAUGAACUAUGAAGACCGCCCACCACAGGCAUCCAACUCGAGACCCCAUAUAGAUUUAAAAAGCGAGACUGAAUCCGUGUGUAUGACAGUCACUGAGUGCAAAGCAUCGGCGCAACAUCUGUCAGCCCGUUUUCCGUCUCUCUGCAACGCGCGUCUCCACUUCAUACUGAGGAUGCUACAGUUCCCGCAGCUCCGCCAAGGCGUGAUCGCGUUUCUCAUAUGGUUCGCGCACUUCAUGGAACAGCAGAAAGUUCAAGCCGGCAACUGCUGGCUUCAGCAGGGCAAGAACGGAAGAUGCCAGGUUCUGUACAUGUCCGGGAUGAGCAGAGAGGACUGCUGCAGGAGCGGUCGACUGGGCACGUCGUGGACAGAGGAAGAUGUGCCCAACAACACCCUGUUCAGAUGGCUGAUCUUCAAUGGCGGCGCACCCAACUGUAUACCUUGCAAAGAGACUUGCGAUAAUGUGGACUGUGGUCCCGGAAAGAAGUGCAAAAUGAACAAGAGGAAUAAACCGCGGUGUGUGUGCGCCCCAGACUGCUCCAACGUUACCUUUAAGGGGCCGGUGUGCAGCUCGGAUGGGAAAACGUACAGGAAUGAAUGUGCCCUCCUCAGGGCCAAGUGCAAGAAACAUCCUGACCUGACCAUACAGUACCAAGGAAAAUGUAAAAAGUCGUGCAAUGACGUGCGCUGUCCUGGAAGCUCGACGUGCGUACUGGACCAGACCAACAACGCCUACUGCGUAACCUGCAACCGGCUUUGCCCCGAAGUGAUCUCGCCCGAGCAGUACCUGUGUGGGAACGAUGGUAUCGUGUACCCCAGUGCCUGCCAUCUCAGAAGAGCCACUUGCAUCCUGGGAAGGUCCAUCGGAGUGGCGUACGAGGGGAAAUGCAUAGAUGCCAGGUCGUGCGAAGACAUCAAUUGCCAGGAGGGACGAAAGUGCCUGUGGGAGAAGACGACGGGACGAGGACGCUGCUCGGUGUGCGACGAACCGUGUCCCGAGAGUCGCCCGGGCGACAGCGUUUGCGCCAGCGACAACGUCACCUACCAGAGCGAGUGCGUUAUGAGGCAGGCCGCAUGCUCUUUGGGUCUCGUCCUAGAAGUCAAACACUCGGGCUCGUGCAACUGUAAGUAGGAUGCUAAAUCCGGCCGCAAAAUCCACCCUUCCCAACCGUGAUCUCCUUCAUUUCUCCCCUAUCAAAAACAACACUCCCUUCCAUACGAGGCGGCACGUUGUUGGAGAGCCGGUGCUGCAUGUGGCUUUGUAUGGGCUUCCUCGACUGCAACUCAUUCAAGAAGCGUGUUUCAACUCAGUGGCACAGAACGUUUUCUGGAGACUUUCGAAAGCAGAUGUUCAGAGACUCGGUUUUAACCCAGAAUCCCGGGAAGGAUUGCGAUUCAGGAAUGCGAGACGGCUCUGAACGUUCUGCUCUUCCGCAUUGGUUACACUGUCUAUGCAUCAGAGGCGGAAACGUCUAGACUGACGGAAUUGACAAAUCAUGUGGAAAGGGACAUAGGGACAUAAACUCGGUUUGUGAUGGAGCAAAAAGACUGAACCUGGUCCCAUUAUAGUGCUGCAAUACAGAGGACAGUAAUGAAAUGCAACAAAUAUUUAAAAUGCGGGGCAGACGUGUUCCUGUUGUGAAUUCUUCAUCUUUUUAAUAUAUAGAUAUGUUUCUGUUAAAUAUUUUGAAGUAUUUGAAACAAAUGGAAAGUGUGCUGUGUGUUUUAUAUGGUUGGUAAAAGUAUGCCCUCAUAAAGUUUAAUGUAGAGGCAAAUGUAAGAAAUGAAUUUCUGAGACUUUGCAAAAUCGUAGCUAACAUCUCAGCUUGCCGAGCACUAUCGUCUUUGUGUAAAGGGACUCCAGUUUUUGCAUUUUACGCAUACCAAUGUGAUAAUGACAUGACUUGUGUUUUGUUCUUGUUUUCUAUGUUAAACUAUUUCCAAUACAAAAUCUAUAAAGCCACUUUUCCAAGAGGAUUUCUUUGUAUGUAAAACGUCUCCAAAGCAGAACUUCAUUCUAACCUUGUACUGUUCGCAGAAGGUCUAGCAAAUCUCAUGCGGAAAAAAUGUGAAUGUUUGCGAUUUUAUGUUUAUUAUAAACAUGUUUAUUCUGUAAAAUGAUUAGCUUGAACACGAGCUAAUGCCGUAAACUGGAAACAUCUUUGCCCGGCCCGGCUUUGUGUGUGGUAUUGACAAAUCAUUUCGCAUUUCCAAAAGCUCGACACUAUUUUUGUUUAUAAGAAGGGAUUAGGUAAUGUUUCUUCGCUUGCUUUUGCUUCAUUUUGUCAAGUAGAAUAGAGGAAAUUGUCUCCGCUAAUAGAAGGCAGAGGUAGGGCACAAUUCCAUAGAGUCCCUUUCUGUCUGUGUUCGGGCAUAAACACCUCAAAACACAUCCCAUCCUCUCCUUUCGCUCUUAAGAUGUGACCUCUUGUGAACUGCAAAGCGUCAUGCUUUGUGAUGCUUUAGGAGAAAGAUGCAGAAAUCUUUUCAAAGUCAUGCAGGAAGACUCCGUGCCUCCAUUUUGUUGCGUUUUAUGUUAAUGCAACAGCCACUGUGUUUCUCUCAAUAGCUCUAUCAGAGAUCGAUGAAGAGGACACGGAUGAAGAUUACAUGGAUUAUAGCCAUCUAUCUCUAUUAUUGACUGGAUAAACCACCGCCAUGAUCUGGACAUGAGUCAUGUUCAUAAUGUACAUUCUUUUACUCUUAUUUAUUUUCCAUGGCCACAUGGAAGAUGCUUAUUGUUCUAGAUGUUUAUUUAUGCAAUUUCGCCUUCUUAUUUAUACCUUUAUAGUCUGAAUAAAUGAGUUGUGUCUCGUCUUUCUCAUUUUUUGAAAGUAUUUAUUAUAACAUGUAAUGUUACUCUGUUACAUCUUGUGAAAAAAACAAAAACACAGACAAAGACUUUUGUCAACUGUCCAAAUGAAAUAUCUGCAGCAAGGGUGCAUGUUUUAUUUAUUUGUAAUCUAAUGUUCACUAAUAAAUGUAUUUACCAUAGCUCUGUUUACAAUCAAAGCUGACCUUUGUCGGUAAAUGUGUAGUUUUCUUCUCUACGUGUUGCAAAAUGAAUGUUAUACAAAUGAUGAAAGUCAAUGCGUUUGAUUUUCUAGAGACUUAAUUUACCCUUGAUGCCAUUCAUUUUUUUGCCUGUUUUAUGUAAGAGCUCAAAUUUUUGUAACUUUUUAUUCAUGUAUUAUGUAGGAUUUCCGAUAUUGAUCUUCGCAUUGUUUAUCUUCCAUAUAUUAUUUGUCUUCAGUUUGGAGAUCCUAUAAAUGUUAUAGUUUUGCAUUUGUAUGUAAAUGUUUAAUGUAUAAUGAUGUCAUGUCCAAAGAUUCCGCAGAAAGAGUUGGAAUAUAGAAAGAAUGUCUCCUACUGUACUUCAGUUUCCAAUGUAACAAAGCAAAACUAAAAAUAUACAAAUGUACAAUCUGUAUAAAUGCUAAUGUUUUACACCUAUUUAGUCCUCAGAUUGAAUCCUUAGAAAGUACAUUUGUUAUUUCUUGCCAGUCGCAGGCAGG